CUCGUCUAUGUUUAUGUUGUCUAAUCUGUGAUGAACAAUAAUUUAAUGCACACCUUGAGCUUUUAAUGUUCUUAUCAUUAAAAUUGUUUUCGGACUUGAAUGUAUUGAGAUUGAAGUAGCAUGGAACCGGAAAUAAAUGAUAAUACGCAAACCCAAACUCAAACCCAAAAUUCUCAAGUGGAAUGGACCCAAUCAAACACUCCGACACCCAUACCUAAUAUCUGGGGAAGACUUUAUCUUUUGAAUUCAUGGAGAAAAGAAUGUAUCCUUAAUCUUGAUCAAUACUAUGAUCUCACAGAACCCGAGUUUUCGGUUGGUCGAGCGUUAGAUUCUACUUUUCCAAUCAAAAAAGAUACUGCAAGAAUUGAUAUUAUUAAAAAUGUUAGCAAGCGUCAUUUUAUUAUUUUGAGAGAUAGAUCAGAGACUUCAAGUCCAGCAGUAUUAACGGAUACAUCAUACAAUGGGACUUACAUAAAUGGGGUUUUAAUUGGAAAAGGGAAGAGCAGAGUUCUGGAUGACAAUGACGUGAUAGCAAUCACUCAUCCUACAAUAAGUAUGUUCACUUUUAAAGAUCUACUUAAAAAUGAGCAAGACAAAGUACCCAAAGAAAUCUCUCAAAAGUAUUAUAUUUCAAGGGUACUUGGCCAAGGUGCGUGUGGAGUAGUCAAAUUAGUUUAUAACAAAUUGACUUGUAUGAAAUUCGCAAUGAAAGUUGUAAAGAAAGGGAAAUUAACAAAUGGCCAGAUUAAUAAUUUAACAGACCCUGUCAAAGUUAUGAAUGAGGUGAACAUUUUAAAAGCUUUAAGACAUCCUUGUGUGACAUCAGUGGAAGAAAUAUUUGACUCUCGUGAAGCAGUGUACAUAGUGUUGGAGCUGAUGCAGGGAGGGGAACUGUUUGACCGUAUAACAAGAUAUGGGCGGCUGUCGGAGAGACUGACAAAAUUCUACUUUAAACAAAUGGUGCUAGCGGUGCAGUACUUACACUCACAAGGCAUCACUCACAGAGACCUUAAACCUGAGAAUGUGCUACUUGAGAGUAAGGAAGACGAAAGCCUGGUGAAGAUAACGGACUUUGGUCUCAGCAAGUAUGUGGGCGAAGACAGCUUCAUGAAGACAAUGUGUGGGACACCUAUCUACCUUGCACCUGAAGUAUUACGAGCUAAUGGAGUGGGUUGCUAUGGACCAGAGGUGGAUGUAUGGUGUCUGGGUGUUAUAUUUUUUAUUUGUCUGGUGGGUUACUUGCCCUUCUCCCCGGAGUACCAAGAGCUCCCCUUGAGCGAGCAAAUACUCUCAGGCCGCUAUCGGUAUUCGUCCAGUUGCUGGCGUGACGUCAGUCUUCAAGCCAAGUUGCUGAUGAAGCGAAUGCUUACCGUUAAUGUACGAAGGCGCAUCUCUCUAGAGCAGAUAUUAAAGCACCCAUGGAUGCAGGAUGACGAUAUCAACCUAAGAAUUGACGUUUUGUUGUCGCAACAUCAAUUAAAAAAUGAAAACGAAGAGAAUAAUAACAAGAAAGCCGACAUAGCUGUCGUCCGCCUAGUAGCAGCUAAUAAAAGACCAAUCAGUGACUCAUCAAACACGGCUGAGCCGAUUGCCAAAAAGGUUAAAGUAGGGAGAAGAGACGAAAAUGAUGACACUAGUUCAGCUACUAGCUGCUACUCCGAAGAAUGAUUCUUAUUUUGACAAUUAAUGUUAAGGACAGAAUGACUGACAGAUUGAACUGUCAAGUAAAUGACAAUGACUGGUUCAUUUAAAACAACAUUCUAUUUCCAUUGCACAAAACUUUCAAGUUAUGUUAUAGCAUUUUUAUUUUGACAGCGACGAUAAAAAACCCUUUGGGCCUUUAAGCGGAUUUUUCAAUUUUAUUUAAAAAAAAGUUAAGUGCAAGUUUUCUGAAGGAUUUGAUAUAAGAACUUUAAACUUAUAUCGCCUAAACUACUUAAAUAAUAAUUUGAAUAUAACUUAGAUUGUUGGAUUAUGUUUACAAGUGUUCAAAUAAAUAUUAACAUGUUUUUUUUUUAAAUUUUAAUUGUUGUCAAAUCUGUCUACGGAGAGUGCCGCUUUUAUUACAACAUAUAUGAACCUUUUCAAAUUGAACAUAUUUCAUUAGUAUGAACUGUCUUAUUAAAUUCAAUGACGAAAAUUAUGUAAUAAAUAAGCGCGUUUUAAUCCAGUAUUUUUCACCUAGAUUUAAAUCUAAAUUCUAACAGUAUUUAAAAAAAAAUAUCCCACCUAUAAUGUAAUAUUACGGUUCAAUAAUUUUAAUGAUACUCUUGUUGAAAUAUUUCUUGAUCUGUUCUGGUAAGGUGAGUCCGGUUUGAACCUAAAAACAUGUUAGACACUGUUUUUCGAGAUUGAGAAAUAUAAAUAUUUUGUUUUAUGAUUGUUUUUUAAUGAUGUUUAUUUAGUUCUUGUGAAUGUUCCCAUUUUGAUUGUUAUUUUAAAUUUAAGUUUUUAACUACCUCGUGAUAUUACCAAUAUUAUCAUAGAAGUUUCACCAAAAUUAUAGUUGAUCUUUGUUUCUUAGCUAUAGAUUUGGUAAUUUUUGUACUUAGAUUUGUAUUGAACUUGUAACUAUAUUUGUGACAAAAUUCAUAACUGUUUACGUUUGUUUCCAUAGGCUUAUGGAACAUAAUAGGUUCUAUAAUAACACAAAUAAAAAUUAUUUUAGUUUUAAAAUAAUGUUUUGAAAUUUAAAUUUGCGUUCUUCAAAGUACAUAAUUAUUCAACUGAAUUAUUUUAAAAUAAGUUUUGUGCCAUAAAUUGAUUUUUAUUCAAAUA
This is a messenger RNA of Pieris brassicae (large cabbage white), 2778 nucleotides long. RefSeq names its product ovarian-specific serine/threonine-protein kinase Lok-like (gene Chk2). NCBI's taxonomy places the organism in Eukaryota, Metazoa, Arthropoda, Insecta, Lepidoptera, Pieridae. Gene Ontology annotation, biological process: protein phosphorylation; mitotic DNA damage checkpoint signaling. Gene Ontology annotation, cellular component: nucleus; cytoplasm. The record is from RefSeq and is a predicted model, not a curated record. Gene Ontology annotation, molecular function: protein serine/threonine kinase activity; ATP binding; protein binding. The transcript is spliced from 10 exons. The coding region runs from base 121 to 1668 and encodes 515 amino acids.